This is a messenger RNA of Aspergillus luchuensis, 618 nucleotides long. RefSeq lists its product as uncharacterized. The record is from RefSeq and is a predicted model, not a curated record. Lineage: Eukaryota; Fungi; Ascomycota; Eurotiomycetes; Eurotiales; Aspergillaceae. The coding region runs from base 1 to 618 and encodes 205 amino acids. The transcript has 2 exons.
AUGCCAAAAGCCACAACCAGGCCGCGGGCGGGCGUUCGCGCAACCACCCAGAAGACCGAGAAUCACAGUGGAGUCUCCGACGCAGGAUCCAUCCAAAGAGAGGAGCCCAUCGCGCGGCCUCCCCAGCAGCCUCCGCGCCCCCUCAGACGUCCAUACAUGCGGCCACAUAUAUAUGGUUCUGGUUCGCGAGACGUUUCUUCUGCCAGCUCUCUGGAGAACCACGAGGCCUGUCUGGCUACGGUCGAAACAUUGGAACGGGAAAAUGUAGCAUUGCGGAGGGACAAGAAGACCCUGUUGGAGCGCCUUGAAAGCGCGGAAAGUGCAAUGCAGGAAUUGUUGAGUAACCAGCAUCGGUGCAGACAAGAGUUCUCUGAGUGGCAGGUGGCUCAACAACUGGUCGAUGAAAUGCAGCAUUCCGUUGCAGGUUGGCACCAGCGGCUUCGGAGCCCGGCUGGUGUACCAGAACGUGUGGACCCAGCUGCCCUGACUACUGCUCUACCGACAACGACAGCGGUACCGGACAUGUGGCCUACUCAGGAGGAUGAAGGGGGUGCAUUUGGCGGUGACCACGAUAUGGUACCCGACUCUGGUAACUUCGCGCAGCUUUUCCAGUUGUAG